Messenger RNA from Diospyros lotus (date-plum), 459 nucleotides. RefSeq names its product antifungal protein ginkbilobin-like protein. Gene Ontology annotation, cellular component: plasmodesma. The coding region runs from base 1 to 459 and encodes 152 amino acids. Lineage: Eukaryota; Viridiplantae; Streptophyta; Magnoliopsida; Ericales; Ebenaceae. The transcript is spliced from 2 exons. The record is from RefSeq and is a predicted model, not a curated record.
AUGGAUUUUCUCAAGCUGCAGAUCAAAACCUCUUUGAUUGGAUUGAUCUUGCUGGGAAUAUGUUGUGUGGGGGAAAGCAAUCCAAACACCAAUGUGUCGAGUGUUUUGUGCAACAAUGGGGUGUACUCAGAAGGUGACCCUUUUGGAACAAGUCUAGCCUAUGUUGUGGCAGAACUAGAGGCUGCUACACCAACGAUCCAAGGCUACGAUUAUCACAACAUAUCUCCUUACCCGGAUGCCUUUGCCUAUGGCGAAGCAGCUUGCAACAAAAACCUUACAGCUUCUGACUGCAGCAUCUGCCUAGGAGCCGCCAAGACUGCCAUGUUUGGGGCCUGCGACAGACGGAUAGGUGCUCGCUCUCUCCUCGUUGACUGCACUAUAAGCAAUUUAGUUUCUUCAAUUGUUGCAUAUCUGGGGAUUACGAUCACUUCAUGGUUCAGCUAUUGUGCAAAGGGCUGA